UGCUCAGUCCACAGCCUGUUGGAGAACCGAGUGUCUUCCAGUGGAGUGAGGGUCUGGUUCCCGGUCACAGCUUCGCCAUGUCCUCCCAGCAGAGCGCGGCUUCCGCCAAAGGCUUCUCCAAAGGGUCUUCCCAGGGCCCCGCCCCGUGCCCCGCCCCGGUGCCCUCCCGGGCCUCUUCCUCCUGCUGCGGCUCCGGAUGCUGCGGUUCAGGCUCCGGAUGCUGCGGCUCCGGCUCCGGUUGCUGCGGGGACUCGGGCUGCUGCGGGGACUCGGGCUGCUGCGGCUCGGGCUCCACCGGCUGCUGCUGCUUUCCCUUGAGGCGCCGGCGGCAGCGCAGGAGCGGGUGCGGGUGCUGCGGGGGCGGCAGCCAGAGGUCUCAGUGCUCCGGCAGCACCCAGAGCCCCGGCUGCUGCGGCGGCUGCUGAGGCCACGGAGGCCCGGAAGAGCCUCUCCAGAGCCACCCGCCAAUCAGAGAGCGGCCCGCCGCCUGGGCUGCCACCCCGCCUCCGCCUCCUCUCACUCUGCUGGAAUUCCGGUCUGGGGCGCCCCUUCGUCCCAGGCCCCCAUCAAGCUAACUGCACUUGGAUGUCCAGAAACCCACCCUGUUCUCGGCCCCACAAAACUUCCCGACCGCGUGAUUUUCCUGCCUGGGAACCUGAGAGCCGUGGUGGACUCUACUGUCUGCAUGGACACUGCACUCUGCUGUCUGCAUAGGCUAGCACGCAGUAGGUGCUCAAUAAAUGCCUACUGAUUUGAUUGUCUUAAAGACAUGUCAUAAUAAAGCUACCUCCUGAGAAC
This is a messenger RNA of Eptesicus fuscus (big brown bat), 798 nucleotides long. It is a transcript of the gene CRCT1, whose product is annotated as cysteine rich C-terminal 1. The coding region runs from base 78 to 425 and encodes 115 amino acids. The transcript is spliced from 2 exons. Lineage: Eukaryota; Metazoa; Chordata; Mammalia; Chiroptera; Vespertilionidae. The record is from RefSeq and is a predicted model, not a curated record.